Molecule: messenger RNA, 534 nt
Organism: Wickerhamiella sorbophila
Lineage: Eukaryota; Fungi; Ascomycota; Dipodascomycetes; Dipodascales; Trichomonascaceae
Product: Protein UPS2, mitochondrial
Exons: 1
Coding region: 1-534 (177 amino acids)
Biological process (GO): phospholipid transport
Cellular component (GO): mitochondrial intermembrane space
Molecular function (GO): phosphatidic acid transfer activity
Source: RefSeq, a predicted model, not a curated record
AUGAGGUUUUUCGACACUACUUGCAAAUUUCAGUACGACUGGGAGCAUGUCACAAAGGCCAACUGGAACAAAUACCCGAACGAGCUCACUACUCAUGUCGAGGCCGUAGACAUCCUCCGCCGUGAAGUUGACCCCAAAACCGGCGUUCUCCGCACAGAGCGUCUCAUUACCUGCCGCCAGGCCGCUCCGCGAUGGCUCCAGGCGGUUCUAGGCGGCCAAAGCGUGUCGUACGUUCGCGAGGUCAGCGAAGUCGACCCCAAAAACAAAGUUCUCGUUAUGAGAUCGCAAAAUUUGACGUUCAGCAACAUCCUGUCCGUCUACGAGACCGUCACCUAUCGCCCCGAUCCCACCAACUCCGGGGUGACUCUUUUCCACCAGCAUGCCGAGUUCGAGGCUUAUCUCGCGUGGCGGAAACUCUGCCACAAGGUCGAGGACUUUAGUGUCGACCGGUUUGUCCAGAAUGCCUCUCUAGGCCGCAAAGCAUUCGAGUCCGUCUGUGACCAAUUCAAACAGGUCUCUCACCAGUUGGCAUGA